Molecule: messenger RNA, 2229 nt
Organism: Zingiber officinale
Lineage: Eukaryota; Viridiplantae; Streptophyta; Magnoliopsida; Zingiberales; Zingiberaceae
Product: protein ROOT PRIMORDIUM DEFECTIVE 1-like
Exons: 4
Coding region: 338-1648 (436 amino acids)
Molecular function (GO): RNA binding
Source: RefSeq, a predicted model, not a curated record
CUGCGCCGGGCGCAGUCUUCUCCGUCACUGACGAGGGACACUCCACCCACAGCCGCUGGGACCUUCCCUUUCGCCUUCGCGAGCGCCUGCUGCCGUCGCGAGGACUUCCUCCUACGCGCAACCCUCUUUCUUGCGAUCUUCGAAGCGACUGAACGCUCCUAGCCGCCCACGCUUAUCCAUAAAACCCCUAGAAAGUAGUCUUCAUCCGUAAUCCUUGAAGCUUCACCUGUCGAUCGCCGUGCAAAUGGAGGAAAUUUGUUGCUGACGACUUGAAUCGAAAUCGUUCUAGGGUGAGGCCGAUUCUGAACGCGGUCAUAAUUCCCUUAACGCAAAAACAAUGAGAAUGCUUCGAGGUAUUGUACUUCAGACAUUAUCUUCGCCUUCUUUAAGUGAGAUCUACAGCUUUGGCCCGUUUAACUACAACAUACAAAAACGAUGGAAGAAACCAGUAGAUUCUGCACAAACCCGUCUGGAGAGCAGAACAAUAGAUUUUACGUUAGACAAGCUGAUGAACCACUUAAAGAAGCUAAGGCAAGCACUGGGAGUUCAUGAGUUAAUGUCUAAACGUAGGGGUCACUACACGUCUGUCCAGCUGCUCUCGAAAUGGAGACAUAUGAGUGGCUUGAACACGAGUAUAGGUGCCUUUCUAAGGAAGUACCCUCACAUUUUUGAGGUGUACGUUCACCCAGUUAAGCGAAAUCUUUGCUGUAAAACAACACAAAAGAUGGUUGACUUGAUCACUCAGGAAAGUGUUGUCAUCAAAGAAACUGAACAGGAUGCUGUUCGGAGAUUGAAAAAACUUCUAAUGCUGUCCACAAAUGGGACUUUACACCUCCAUGCAUUAUGGCUUAUACGAGAGGAGUUGGGUUUGCCCGAUGAUUUCAGGAACUCAGUUAUUCCAAACUAUCCAGAUGAUUUUAGAGUUGAAGAACCAGAUACCUUGGUACUGAUAUCCUGGGACUCAAGUUUGGCAGAAGCAUCAAUUGAGAGAUGGAGGGAGAAUGAGUAUAGGGAAAAAUGGUUGAGUGAACAUGAAACUAAGUUUGCUUUCCCAAUUCAGUUUCCCACAGGCUAUAAGAUUGAAAAAGGGAUGAGAGAAAAGCUAAAGAAUUGGCAGAUGCUCCCUUACUUGAAACCUUAUGAGAAGAAGGAUAACCUCAGGGUUGGCAGUGCUACGCGAUUUGAAAAGCGUGUUGUCAGUAUUCUUCAUGAAUUUUUAAGCUUGUUGGUGGAGAAACGGCUGGCGGUUGAAAGGCUGGCUCACUUCAGAAGAGACCUUAGUAUGGAAGUAAAUGUGAGAGAGCUAAUUCUUAAACACCCUGGCAUAUUUUACAUCUCCACAAAAGGGAACGCCCAAACCAUGUUUCUUAGAGAAGCUUACUGCAAAGGUUCUCUUGUUGACCCCAACCCUAUUUAUGUAGUAAGAAAGAAAAUGCUAGAUUUGGUAUUGAUGGGAAGCAGAAACACUGGACAGGUGCAACAGAUGGAGCAGCUUGAAGAAAGACAUAACUUGUUAAGCAAUGAUUCUCUUAUAAAUGAUUGUAAUGAUGAUUGGUUUCUUCCAACCACUGAAGAUACUGUCGAAGGACAAAUUAUUGAUAGUCUUGACAGCAUUGGCGAGCAUUAUACUGAGGUAGAGCAGGAGUAAUUUAAGGACAAAUUAUUGAUAGUCUUGACAGCAUUGGCGAGCAUUAUACUGAGGUAGAGCAGGAGUAAUUUUCCUUUUCAGGAAGUUCCUAUGAGUCAUACAAAGACCAGAAGUGGAGGGAUAGCAUGCACCAUCGAGGAACACCCAACAACUCAGCUGCAAGAAGAGGUACAAUGUGGAAGUAGAGGGAGAGAGCUCAAAGACAGUCAACACAAGACAGCAACAGUAGCUCACUGAUAACUCCUGGAGCAGGAACUAGUUGGUACUCAUCUUUUACUGAGACAGGAUGGAAUUCCUUGCUACAGAUCACAAGCCUUCAGAGAACCAGCUGUGCUAAUUGGAAAAGAUCAAACUGACAAGAAGUCUUUCUUGGGGCAGAUGUUUUCCUUGGCAAAAUUGAUAAUCAACCUAGAUGGCAUUCCGAGAACAGUGAGACUAAAAUGAACGUUGGGCAAAAGUUAAAAGUGCUCCCUUAUUAUUUUUUUUAAAAGGUUUUUUUUUCUGUGGUAGUUUUUUAUAAUGUGUUAAAAUAAAUUUUUAUUGGGUUAAUUCUCAAUCUAGUUCCUCGUUAUUUAACGUGA